AUGUUCAGUCUCUUUUCAGAACAUAGACCAACUGCUGUCGGAAUAAGCAACGGAAAACGAUACGGAUGGGUAUGUCUACCCAAUCUGGAAACUCUGGAGAACUUUGUGCGUUCUGUACAUGGAUGGGAAGCUCAAGAUGGAAGUGUGUGGGAGGUUGUCUCGGAAUAUGAUCCUUUUGUAGUUCCUGCACGGGACUGGGAAGAGCUGAGACUGCAUCAAGAGGAAGAGUUACAGGCGGAGGAUGACGAGAAGCGAAUGCAAAGACGGCCUAAAACGAGAGCCAGAACGAUGGGAUAUGGCCUCUAUCCUUACCUAAACUAG
Messenger RNA from Trichoderma virens Gv29-8, 321 nucleotides. RefSeq lists its product as uncharacterized. The record is from RefSeq and is a predicted model, not a curated record. NCBI's taxonomy places the organism in Eukaryota, Fungi, Ascomycota, Sordariomycetes, Hypocreales, Hypocreaceae. The coding region runs from base 1 to 321 and encodes 106 amino acids. The transcript has 2 exons.